This is a messenger RNA of Cuscuta europaea, 1471 nucleotides long. The record is from the annotation of a GenBank genome assembly. NCBI's taxonomy places the organism in Eukaryota, Viridiplantae, Streptophyta, Magnoliopsida, Solanales, Convolvulaceae.
CGAGAAAUAAAUAUGAAAUACUUUGAUAAGAAUGCACGAGAAAUUCAAGAGUCCUCUUCGUAACCCACUAUCCCCUUACGAAUUCCAGAGUCGCACUCGGUUGAUACGAGGCAAUAGGCCGCUUCCAAUAAAGAACUGUGUAGUAUAUGUCUGCCAUGGCUUCUGAGACGAAGCGCAGGAAAAUAGAAUUCGAAAGCAUUCGCAGUUCAAAUCGGGAAGUUCUUUGCGGGACGGAGGGAGUACUAUGAAGAGCACAAUACCUAAGCCCAUAAGGCCAUCGACUCACGAAGUAGGGUUUGCCAAGGCCAUCGGCUCAUUGCUGCUGCUCUCCAAAGGCGCCAACCGCUAUGAAAGCCUCAAAGCAGACACAAAAUGAUACAAACUAUCUGAUGGUGGCAUCAACUCUCAGAGAUUUUUAGUAGAGGUAUGAUCCAAUUGGAUUGUUCUUCUCUUCUGAUUGUGUUGAUUUUUUUCUAUAGCGGUUCUUUCCGGGGCACUAGUGCUCCGAGGUGAUUUGUCUCUCUUGAUGUGGGGAGUUCUUUUGGUGUUCCAGCUAGCUUCGUCUGGUCAGGGGUUUCUGUUUUCCUUCUUUUAGAGUGCGAAGACAUUGGUAGAGCUCGUCCUCCUCCAAAACCACCUCUGUGGCAUGAAGAGUUUUGUGGAAAGAUUUUAUUUCAAUUUUAUUUUUCCAUUAGUAAUGCUUGUCUUUAUUUUAGUUUGAGUAUGUUUCAGGCUUUAAAUUGCCCGUUUCGUGUCUAGCGAAUCAGAUUGCUUUGUAUGAGGUGGCUGAUUCUAUGUCUAUUCCCAAGGCUCACAAUCUGAUCUGUCAUAACUGGCUGAUUGUUAUCUUGUAUCUUUUCUCGAUUAUAAUAUAAAAGCCAAUCCUUUAUAUUCAAAAAAAUCUAAGCCCGUUAGAAACUAGGUGUGGCCUAAUAAAAUGUUCAUAGCUUCCCGUAUGACCAAACAUAUGAAUGUAAUCAAAUAAUAUGAUGUUUUGCUUAUCAUGAGACAUAGCAAUAGUUUUAACACUGAACUUUCAGUUUUCCGGGAUUUAUCUUAUUGCCUAUUUUUGUGCAGGCCUGUAUCCUUUUCACCAGAGAAGUACACAGUUUCAACAUCUAAGGAUUAUAAACCAAAAGUUAAUGCGGGACAACCAAGUGGGACCAAUGUCAAGAUACAACAGGCGAGGAACUUGGCAGUAGCACAGGCACAACAAGAUGGUUGCACUGCCAAUUUUAGAAUAUUUGAUUCUCCGUUUGGCAAUUUUCUGGUACCUGUACUUCCCACUCUUGUGGAUCUUGGUUUGUAAUGUCAUCAUUUCAAGCAAUCAAAGAGAAACAAGUAGAUGGAGGGGAAGAGAGUACUAAAUUGUGUUUCUGUUGUACCAUCCAAACUCCUCACUAAGUUCAAACACGUAGAUAUGACGCAUUUUACCAAUAUUUUGAAUCGAACACUUUUCCCUCAACAUUAG